GCAACCACUGACGUCAUCAAACCUCGACCAUGAGUGGUUCAGCACAUGCGCACCGACAAUGGUUGGAGCUCAAAUGGAGAGAGCGCGUGUCGCCUUCUUCUGCUCGUGCACUGUGCUGCUGCUGCUCGCGCCUGCGACGGGUAAGCCUCUCGGGCCUGACUUACCUCUUCAAGUCUUUGUAGCUGUUGGUGAAGAUGGCGUCCUCCCGUGUCGUUCAAACAUCCUUGUCAACCCCUCACGUGUCACGUUGGAGUGGUCACGUGUGGAUGGUCCGUCCACACGAACGCUUUAUGUUCUCCGCGAUGGACACGAGCUGGAAAGAGAGAAGUCAGCGGAGUACAUUGGGAGGACGACGACAACGGGCGACGGCUCUCUGAAGCUGCAAAGAGUCAGUCGACAGGACAGCGACAUCUACAGGUGCAAGGUUUUCAGCAAAUCAUCAGGAGAAGAUGAAGUGUUUGUGUCUCUAGUUGUUGUUGUAUUGUCUGACGUCAACAUCACUGUCCAGUGGACUUCAUCCAAUCAGCUGUUGGUUCAGUGCGAGUCCAGAGGCUGGAGCCCGGAGCCACAGAUUGAUCUGUUAAACACUGCGAGGGACGUCCUCCCUACUCAGAAAGAGGGACCAUCACUGGGACCAGACCAACUCUACUCCUGUGGCGCACACCUGGACGUGGUGGCAGCCAAUGUGAGUGGAACAGUGAUCUGUCGAGUGCAUAUCCCCGGAAGCAGCCUAGGGCAGGAGCAAUCGAUUUCUGUCCCUCAUCACUUUCAUCACAUUUCAGAGAAGUCCCAUAAAUAUUGGAUCGCAAUGUUAGUCCUGAUCCCUAUCAUCAUCAUCUUUCUCUGGCUGCUCCAUCACCGUGAUGUUUUCACACACAACAUCAACAAUUUGAAGAGUUGGUGGUUGUUCACUGGUGGUGUUGACCGAUACAAAGCUCACGGAGACAUCCUCAAGAUGAAAACUACUGGAGCUUCGUCUCUCACAGUGAAUGAGAAUCGUGAAAACCUCAUCGUCAACGAUAAACUGCUGACUGGUGAAGAUGCGUCCAAUGAGCUGGCGAGGAGAGACCAUAUGGAGAUGAUGAAGUACCAAGAGGACAUCAUCAGCGUGGCAGAGUCACAUAAAGUCCACCCAGCCCUGAUCGCCGCCAUCAUCUCCAGACAGUCUCAGGCGGGAACCAUACUGGAUCCGAGCGGCUUCGGAAAGUACGACCCUAACUGCUUCGGCCUCAUGCAGAUCAAUAAGUUUUACCAUGAAUUGAAGGGUAGCUCACACAGCAGGGAGCAUUUGAACCAAGGAGUCAUCUUACUCUUCAAGCUCAUAGAGGCCGUGGGCAGGGUGAAGACCAGCUGGACCAAAGAACAGCAGCUGAAAGGAGCAUUGGCUUGUUACAUCUCAGGUGAGGACAAAGUGCUCCCUCUGACUGAUUCUGAGGAAGUGGACAGUGUGACGCCACACAAGGACUUCGCCAGUGACGUGCUCGCCAGAGCAAAAUGGUUCGCCAGUAACGGCUUCGGAAAGUCUUAAGAUAUGUAUUGCACAAAAAGUUUGUGGUUUUCAUUCUGCAUUCACACCAAACACAAAGCAAAUUUCCCUGUUACUCGCACGAGUUUGGCUGCAGGACCAUACAGCAUGUGUUUGCUCUUGCAAGCAAAACCGAGUGAACACAACCAUUGAAAAUUCACCCGUUCUCUGGAGAAGUGGAGAGGACUACUGGCUAAAUGAACUACUGUUGCUGCAUUGUACCUGUUGUGGAAACGCAGGAGAAGCCAGGGCUAUCGUGUGUGGGUCCUCAAAAAUUUGCUCAGUGUUUGGUGUGAUUUCACCAUAAAUCAAAGUGACAUAUUUCUUUAGUUUGUCCCUGAAUCACACUGAACUUUAACUGAAAUCACAUGAAAGUCAGGGCUUGUUAUUUAAACGAUCGGCACCACAGAGGACGUAACGCGAUGAAGUCGACUGACAGAAAAUUAAGUCCAAGUGCUGAAAUGUGUGCAAACUGUUACAGUGACGCAGUGUUAUAACUUAUGUAUCAAGUGUUAUAGUUUUUAUGAACCUUUGGAGGUAUCUCCAUUGUGUUUUAUACAUUAUUAUAUUGUUUAUUCAAUUUUAUUUGUGUAUUUUUGUCUUAUUGUGACCUUGUGUUUAGUUAUAGAAAAAUGAGUUAAUUCAAGUUGCUGAAAUGUUGAGAUGAUGACUGAAUGUUUUCAUAACCACCUCAACCAGCGUCCUUCAGUAAUGUGUCAUAUCUGUUAUUAUUCUGUGUCCUGAACACUAGCUCCAAAGUUUUUAUCGUUUUCUUUACACCUUUUGCUUAAAGUGAUUUAUUCACCGUAUAUUUAUUCAUUUAAAUUGAACACGACCUUGUUUCCGAUCUAAAUGUGGUUGUCUUGCCUGCUUGUCAAAAAGUGCUGUUGAAAUUAUCAUUACAACUAUUCGCUCCUUUAAAGAAUGUUGUUGACGUCAUUGGGUUCUAUGGAUGAAAUUGAACUGUAAUUGAAAAACUUUCAUCAACAAAAUCAAAAAUCUGCGUUGGCCGGGAAUCGAACCCGGGUCAACUGCUUGGAAGGCAGCUAUGCUAACCACUAUACCACCAACGCGAUGAUGCUAGGUGCAAUGACGAUCAAACUAACAAAGUGACGUGUCUUAUUACUUAAAGAUAAUUUAUAUCGUUGGAUUUGUUUGCUAAUUUAGCUGUAAAGCUAAUAUGUGGUAUCGACACGCUAAGGCAGAGGAAGUCAGCCUCUCAUUGGACGGCUGAGGUAAGGUUAGCUACUCUGAGCUGAACUAUCGAGCUGGAGAAGUUCAUGUAGCUGCUCCAUUAGCCGCUCAGCUAACAGUGUUGUUAGCAUCACACGUAAGCAUCACACGCUAGCAUCACGCUAGCAGGCACUGCGGGCCACGCCGUUAGCUUCAGCCGCACAUGUAUGAAAGCUGAUGUCUGACACAGCGACGUCCAGGUGACGUGUCACCGGAGCCGAUGGGCGGACAAUACUGACGCCGCCUGUCCCGCGUCGCGGCGGCUCCGGUUUUAAGGCCCGGAGGAGCGAGAAACGAUGGGGAGAUUAAAACCCUGCAGUGACUCAAAGAGGUUCCGUUUUAAACACGACAUAGAGAACCGCUGUCAUGUGGUCAUUAUGGUACAUCCCACUGCUGUCCACUAGAGGGCGACAUUUAACCAUCGUAGUAAAAAGUGAA
Molecule: messenger RNA, 3196 nt
Organism: Paralichthys olivaceus (Japanese flounder)
Lineage: Eukaryota; Metazoa; Chordata; Actinopteri; Pleuronectiformes; Paralichthyidae
Product: selection and upkeep of intraepithelial T-cells protein 1-like
Biological process (GO): defense response to Gram-positive bacterium
Cellular component (GO): extracellular region
Molecular function (GO): lysozyme activity
Source: RefSeq, a predicted model, not a curated record